Messenger RNA from Protopolystoma xenopodis, 735 nucleotides. The record is from the annotation of a GenBank genome assembly. NCBI's taxonomy places the organism in Eukaryota, Metazoa, Platyhelminthes, Monogenea, Polystomatidea, Polystomatidae.
GGACGUCCCUCACUGGCCUUCUUUAGGCCGCCGUUUUCGGUCCACACUAUGUUAACGGUGCUCCUCUUUUUCCUUCUUUCUCCUGUUUUAUUUUCACGAGCCAGCAAGCUAGAGGAUGGCAUUUAUUUUACUUUAGAAGACGAGAGAGUUUCUUUCUGUUCACGUUUUUUGAAUAUAUCACAUCAAGUUGGGUGCUCAUCCUUGCGCUCAGGAACGUACGGUACAAUCGAGCUUAUCUCGAAUCGCAGUGAGCUUGUCAAUCUGCUUGGGAGAAGAAGAGAGGACAAAGUUGUUAUUUUUAUGGACUACAGUUUAUUUAUUGACGAGAAUCUUCUGAGAGAAUGUAGAACGUCUGAAAUCGUCUCAGCCAUUGUUGUAUUUGCCCCCGAUUACUCGGAUCCGGACACUACGUCAAGUCUCAAUUUUUCGGAGAACUCCUUAUGUCCUAAUGGGCUCUACAGUUUUUAUAAUCUCUCCAGGGAAUGCAAUGAUCCUUAUAUAAUCAAUCCAAGUUCUUCGUCGUAUGCUUUGAUUGACUGGCCCUUCCCCGUUGUCCUUCUUAGAGAUAAUGAGGGCGAACUCAGACGAAAUUUGACUAUUUGCUAUGAGACUUUUAAUGUGAAGCCUAUAGAUGACACACGAUGUUCACUUGAAAUACGGAAUUUCAUGUCUGCGGUUGGAAGUUCAUCAUUGUGUGUCGAGCGGCAGCACCGAGUCCCAUUUACUCUAUUCGAG